Molecule: messenger RNA, 3020 nt
Organism: Bemisia tabaci
Lineage: Eukaryota; Metazoa; Arthropoda; Insecta; Hemiptera; Aleyrodidae
Source: RefSeq, a predicted model, not a curated record
GCUCCGCGGGUUAGUAGCGGCUCGGUGUUCGUCCUCGGUUCCCGCCAGUUCCGCCCGUGCGUGUGUGUGCGUGCGCCUUCCCGUUCGCGCCAAAACUUGGCUCGCGGCUCCGCCGAGAUUUCGCCGGUUCCAAGGUCCGUUGUCCCCUGAUUUAAAAAUAAGAAAUUUCCCACCACCGGUGUCACUUUGGAACCCGUCGGAAUUUCCGAAAGUUAGUAACGAGCACAAAACCGGACGUUUCUGAACAGUGAAGAGUGUUUGUGCGCGCGUCGCGAGUGAAUUGGGCGAAGAUUCGCGGCGUUCGGCGCGGACAAUUUUCACCUUUCGCGGCAUCGCAGCGACGGCGGGCAGAAAAUCAGGGGAAAGAACCAGAAAAGUGUGGGUGCGACCAGGUCCAGAGGCAGCGGAGAUGAGUGUGCGCUACGAAUGACGUCAUCAUGAAGGGUGCGAGUGAGUGACUGUGUAAUGCGGUCAUAUUUUCACGAGAUCUAAUAUUGAAGAGGCUCGUGCGAACAUUUGCGCUGUUGUUUGACACAGCUCAUUAGUGAGAGUGAUGGGGGUGUGCUGUGAGGGGGGCAUGAAGAAGGGGUAGGAUGGAGGGGUGCCGUGGUAAGGAGCCGGUCCACAAGUGGCACAGCGACCCGGGGUCGAGCGGGGGCCCGGCUCCUGGGCCCGGGGGCGCCUCUCCUGGAGUGGGCGCCUCCCCCGGAGUGGGCGCCACCAAGAAGGCGCCGGCCGCCCGCCGGCCCCGCUCCCACUCGGGCAGCUCCCAUUCGCACGCCCAUGCCCCCGUAUCCUCCCGCAAGUGCGUCCUCACCCUCGAUGGAUACUCCUACGUCAUAGUGGCGAGUCCGCCGGAGAGUUGUAUCGAGUCCGGCUCCCCCGGCACCCCCGGCGCCGCCUCACUACCCGGAGGCCCCUCCUCGAGGCACCCCCAGCGUGGUGAGCCACCCCCUCACUCGCCCCCGCACCCGGUCGUCCCGCCUCCCCGCAACGGACAACUUUCCAAGCAGGGAUCCCUGACGAUCGUGCGACGGAGCAGCACGAAGAAGAGCCUCCAGCGAACGGUCUCGGCCUCGGCCUCGCAUCCCUCCGGCUCCGGCUUUGGCUCGGAGUCGCUGGACCUGGACAACGAGACCCUCGAGAGGGUCGACCUCGCCACCGAGAACUUGCCCGCCGUCGACACCCCCGAUGCCUGCGACAAGGCCGCCCUCAGACUCCGAUGUCUGUUGCGGCAGUUACAGAAAGGUGAAAUUUGCGCGGACGUGCUCCAAAAAAACCUCGCUUACGCUGCUAAAGUUUUAGAAGCUGUUUUCAUCGAUGAAACCAAAGAACGGUUGGAUGAGCCCUCGUCGCUUAAAGACUCUCUGCACGGGAGCGACCAGGAACACGGCGGCGGCGGGGAAGGAGGAAGUGGGGGUCGUGCGAGCUCCAAAAAACUCCACGUGCCCGUCCAGAGGCGCCGCUUGCGGACACCCGUCUGGGCCAGGCGGUUGGCGGACGAGGAUGACGAGCUGUCGGAGGUGCAGCCGGACGCGGUGCCGCCGGAGGUGCGGGAGUGGCUGGCGUCGACGUUCACGCGGCAGCUGGCCACGACGCGGCGCAAGGCCGACGAGAAGCCCAAGUUCCGCUCGGUGGCCCACGCCAUCCGGGCCGGCAUCUUCGUCGACCGCAUCUACAGGAAGGUCGCCAGCGCCCCCCUCAUGCAGUUCCCACUCGAGGUCGUCAAAGUCCUCAAGACAAUAGAUGAUUGGUCGUUCGACAUUUUUGGCCUUAGCGAAUCUGGUAACAAUCAGCCGAUAAAAUACUUAGGAUACGAUCUUUUAAAUCGAUAUGGAAUUUUUCAUAAAUUUAAGGUCCCUCCAGCAGCUUUAGAAAACCUACUCGCCAAAAUUGAAGAGGGCUAUUGUAGAUACAAAAAUCCUUAUCACAAUAAUCUCCAUGCAGCUGACGUUGCUCAAAGUAUACACUAUAUGUUGUGUCAAACUGGACUAAUGAAUUGGCUUUCAGAUUUAGAAAUUUUCGCGACCUUAAUUGCAGCAAUAAUUCACGAUUAUGAGCAUACAGGUACAACCAAUAAUUUCCAUGUAAUGUCAGGAACGGAAAUGGCAUUGUUGUACAAUGACAGGGCAGUCCUGGAAAAUCAUCACGUUAGUGCCUCAUUCAGAGUUUUGAAAGAAGACGAUUGUAAUAUUUUAGUAAAUUUAUCUAGAGAGGAGUUCAGGGAGCUCCGAUCGCUAGUGAUCGAUAUGGUUUUGGCAACGGACAUGAGCUUUCAUUUUCAGCAAUUGAAAAACAUGAGAAAUCUUCUGACCUUAGCAGAACCUAGCAUCGACAAAUCAAAAGCAUUAUCGUUAGUCCUCCACUGUUGUGAUAUCUCGCACCCGGGUAAGAAAUGGCAUCUCCAUAAUAGAUGGACAAUGCUGCUCCUUGAGGAAUUCUUUCAGCAGGGUGAUAAGGAGCGCGAGCUCGGACUGCCUUUCAGUCCUCUUUGUGAUAGAAAUAAUACAUUAGUCGCAGAGUCACAAAUAGGUUUUAUUGAAUUUAUCGUCGAACCGAGCAUGGCGGUAUGUAGUGAUAUGCUAGAAAAUAUUUUAGGACCCAUAUCAGCCUCACCACCAGAGCCUCCUCUUAGAAAUUCAAUGUCAGAAGAUACUCCUGAUGAGUCGAUACGGCAGAAACUGAAGAAUGUUUGCAUGUUUUCGUCCUCAGAAACAAAUUGUGAUGAACCAAAGAAAAAGUUCCAAAUUCAUAAACCGUGGAUUGAAUGCCUUGCUGAAAAUAAGCGUCGGUGGAAAGAUCAGGCAGCAAAAGAUGCAGAACAGAGAGCUGCCGCUGAAGCAUCGAAAGUGGAUGUAAAAGAAUCGAGUAGCGACCCCUUGUUAAGCAAAUCUCCCUCCUCAACUGAAAUGUGAACACCACUCUUAACUAUAAGUACCUAUACCUUAAGUAACAUUAAUCUCAAAUCUCAAUCUAAUACCAGUCUUAAAAGCGUGGGAUACCCAGAGUAUGCUACCCAU